UUACUCCUAUCACUGGGCGUCGCUGUGAUCCAAUGUGCUGAGUCGAAAACAACAUCCGAGUUACCUUUGCCUCCUUUCCGACUGCCCAACGUGCAAGAGGAGCACCAAGAUGUCAGCCGCCGACGUAAACGAUUUUAUCCGGCAAAACCGUGCCGUUGCCAACCAGGUGGAAACAUUCCGGGGGCACUGGGAGAGCGACAAGCACUGGGUGGCCAGGAGGGAUUUUAUACUGCGGAAUAUGAGCGAAUUUGAGGGCGAGCAGCAGAUGGACCAGCUGCUUUCGCUGUCGAUGGUGUGGGCCAACAAUGUUUUUCUUGGCUGCCGGUAUAGCACGGAGCUCCUUGACAAAGUAAAAGAGAUGGCCGAGGGCAUCGAGGUGGAGGACGCACCCGUCUUCAAGACAAGAGACGAGAUAAUGAAGCAGCAGCAGGGCAGAUGAUGGAUUCUUCUUCUUGUGGUCUGGACUGCAUGUGUGAUAAGUUCAUGUGCUUUUACAUUUUUUUUUUUAAGUAUAUGAGAUCAACAGUGUGCGUAUUUCAUUGUGUACUUUUUAAUAAAUGAUAACUUGUAAGACUGACAUUUUUGUAGUCGUACUAAUACAACUUCAUAACACCAGACUACAAUUGGAACAAAUGGGACCUCUAAAAAAAGAUUUGUUGCUCAAAGCAUCCACUUUCUAUAGUUUGUGUCCUGACGAAGUAUAAAAGGGACUUUAAACUCACUUAACCACAAGAGAGCAUCGAGCAGAUGCAUCCAUGAUGAGACGAAUGUCUGAAAAAAUGUGUUUUAUUUUUUAUACAGCAUAUUGUUAUAAGUAUACACUUUCCUUUGACAAAUGUAACAUGUCCCUCCUGCUCAGUCGGAACAAAUCCUACAUACAUGACGCCACAACGGCAGUCUCCUACUUUAGUUUUUGUCGCCAUUUCCCAGCCUUUUUCAUUUGGAUACAGAGUUAAAAGUCUUUCCGUCCUUUUACAUCCGACAUGGAUGUCAGAGGGGAAAAAAUUGGAUUACAAACUUAGCCUUUUUGUCCUCCACUGCUCCUCUUCGGGAAAACCUCAGUCAUUGUGAGACUCAUCUUAAAAUAACAGGUUGUUCUUUAGAGAUUCAAAAACAAAGACUAUCCAAUCAAAAGGCUUUAAAAAAUACAUUAGGGAUGAGGGGAAAAAAAUUAAAAAGAUGAAAGAUUUUGGUCAUGAAAACUGCCAUUUCCAAACAAACCAAGCAGCAGCAGCACACUUACAGCGUAUCAAACUAAACAAAAACCCCACAAAGAUAUAUUACAAGUUCUGUUAGCAAUAACUUAUUUCACAACAUGCAAUUACAAAAAAAAAAGUCAAAAGAAAAAAAACGAUUCCACCUCGCUCCCUUAACGUAAUGUCCUUUGUAUUUUUUCACGUUUUUUCUUGUAGGGUGGCACUUGUUGAGUUCUUGUGAUAUGCGCAUCUCCACACGUGCACGCGCGCACACAAACACACGCGAGGUAAAAUGAACGAGUGGGAGGAAGUGGAAAUUUGGGUUGAAGUCUCACACGUCUACCCAGCUCUGCUCCACUAUGGCCGUCACUCGCUUCUCGUACUCGCGCUUAUUCUCCUGGUAGAGCUGCGCUGCCUGGCUGUUGGCUGGGCUGUUUGGGUUGGGCUCGUCCAGCAACGACUUUAGAAAAAAAAAAAGAUCAUAAUUCUGUGCCCGCCGUCAAUGGACACCAACGAAAUGGAAUGGUCACAGACCUGGAUGGAGGUGAGUAUGGACGAAACGUCAUAAGUAGGGCUCCAGCGGUUCUGGAGGAUGUCUAAACAUAUACUGCCAUCAGCAUACACUGUGGGAACAAAUUCAUACAAUUAUUUCACUACUAUGAGAACCUAGUUUUCAAUUACAGUACUAUAAGUAAUACAACUAAAAGAAAAUUACAUUUGUGAUUUCAUAAAAUUCUAGAAUCGUCUCAGUAGUGCUGUGCCUAUGGAAAAUAUAUACAGGUAUAUGUCACGAUACAUUUUUUCAGGGGCAGGUAGUCCCCGGGUUAGGAACGAGUUCCGUUCCUAAGCUGACGACAUACCAGAAUUUCCACACAAGUUGCAAAUAACCCUUUAAUAUGCACCCAAAUCUAUCCGAAAACAUUUAUUAUGCCUUCACUGUACAGUCUUCGCCAAGAUGUUGGAGCUAAGUCCUAGCUAGACAGCGAGCCAAGCUCUGAAAUGACGAUGUCAGGCGUCCGUGUGGUUUUCUGAUUUUAUUCUGCUGGAAAUGACAUCGAUACUUUCAGAAUGCUAACUAAAAUUAAAAUGAAAUGAUAUAAGUUUAAUCUUCAAGAACAGCAAUUCAAGUUUGCAUUUAUAACCAGCUGAUCCAACAAUAACAAUCCACACAAACAAGAGAGAUUACAGUUGCAAGCCUGUGCGCACAUUUGUGCUUGUGAAGCAUCCACAGAUGCAACACCUGUAUAUAACAUUUUUUGUACUGUUCAUUGUGUGUUUUCAAUUGUGAUUGAACACUUGAGGCAAGUUUAUGUUAUUGUUUUUGAUGACGUGUGGACGGUAACUGAUACAUGCUAAUUGUUUGUGUGGAUUGUUAUAGCUCUAUCAGCAGCUGGAAGACUUAGCUCCAACAUCUUGGAAAGGACAGUACAAUGACGUGUAAUACAUGUUUUUGAAUAGUUACAUAGCAAUUUAGGGGUACUUAAAGGGUUGGUUCCGUAUUACACGGAAAUUCGGAUUACGUCGCCAUGUAGGAACUGAACUUGUUCGUAACCCAGGGACGACCUUUAUAUAUUUUUCAAAACCUUAUAUGUUGAGGGUCAAUAUUACCAUUAGGAUGAAACAUUCUGGAGACGAAGCGAACCGUAGGAGGCUUGUUCGGGUACUCCUCGGAAAACUCAAUAAGAAGCUUAAACGUUCCUGCACAAAUAAUAACAAAUACUCUAUUGAUACAAUUGUAACUCAUUGGCUGCCAUUGACUGUGACAGACGUCCGAUCCAUUCUGACAGGGAGUUCUGGCAGUGCUUGUUUUUUAAUCUUUAAAGAACAAUCUGUUAUUUUAGGGUAAUUCUCAAAAUGACCACUGGCACAAAAAAAAAAAAAAAAAAAUUGAGGAACUCACCAUCUUCAAAUGGCGUGCCGACGGGCCUGUAACGACAAAAGGAAUCCGCAAGAACUAUUUAUUAUUACAAGUCCGGGGUUGCCGGGCGGCUGGAAUAAAAACAAGCGUAAAGAACAUAGGACAAAAGCGCAACUCACCCAAAAAUAACAGCAUUCCAGAGCAUGAUAUUGUUCUCCGAAGGCGCUCCACUCACACCGGUAGGGGGGUCCUCUUGAAGUCUGCAUAAGACAAGCAAAAAGACGGGAAGUAUUAAAAUGUCUCAAACAAUUUAAGUUUAUCAUUAAUAGACAUCCAAUUCAGUUGAACUGGGAGGGCUGCAAAUGGCUUGGACGUCUAUCGCUGUCAAUGGCUGCUAAUGAAUUAACAAAUAUACAUAAAGCGUUGGAUGAAUGCAUAAGUACAACCCCUAGCAAAAAGUAUAUAAUCAGGGGCCCAAUUAAGGAAAGAAAAUUGACUGGGUGUGUCUAUUUUCUACUCAAAAUGGAGUGAUUCCAUAUUUUUUUCUUCAGAAUGGAGUGAUUCUAUAUUUCCCUGCACUUGCUCUAUAAAGGUAACAUUUACUGACCACCACAAUGUUUUUUAUUCAUUUCUUUGUGUUUCUGAAUGCCAAGGAGUUGCACUUUUGAACUAAUUCAUUAUUUUUUCAAGCUUUUUAUCAGAGUUUGUUUUACAUAAUAAAAUGUAUGAGCGAGUGCUCGUCUGAGACUGGUGAUUCCAUACUUUUUGCUAGGAGUUGUACAUUAAGAAAUAGUAACUAUUUGUAAAAUAUAUAUAGAAGACAAUAUUAUAAAAUACAGCUAAAAAUUAGAGUCUUGUCAUAAAAAAAAAAAAAAAUCUACACCAAGAAGAUAAAAACUUUAAAAAUUCCUCCUUUUGCACACGGUUGUGUUUUUCUAUCUAAGAAAAGUUAUAUCCUUAGUAAGUUAUUUUUUCAUUCAACCAUGAAAAAAGUAGUUCUAAGGGCCAAAACACACGGGAGGUGACGUUGCUUGGGUUCAAUACAUUUUCUACAGAACGAGUGCAAAGAGGCUAAAAUGGGCCACCCUCUUGUGGCAAAGCGACACGCGAUGUCAAUCAGCAAAACAUUUAUUGAUCGAAAAAUGACCGAAGACUCAAGGACACUGGGCAACCCGCAAAUUGACAUCCACACUUUGUCAACAUUACAUAUAUGUGGUUUCUUUCUUACAAUACUGUCAAGUGUAUGUUUUUCUUUGUAUCUAUAAUUGUAGGUUUAAUAAUAAAAAAAUAACAAAAUAAAAAUACUUUGUCAACAUUAGCAAAAUGAACCGGAAAAAUGGGAUGAGACAAGACAAGAGUAGGGAAAAAUAACUGGUCUACCAAAAUGUGCUAUACUGCCAAAACGUCCUACAAGAGGUGAAUUUGACACCCAAAGUACUACUGUGCGCUUUCAGCUUGUUUUGUUUAGAUGCAUACAGACAGAAUAUACUAGAAUGCCUUAAGAAAAUACAUAAAUGUACUAAUAUCAAAUAAGGGUGGUUUAAAUAUGCUACAUGACUAAUGUGGUCAACAGAUCAACAAUCUGCUUCAACGCUAUAACAAGAAGACAAUGCUUAAAAGUAUGAGAGGGAAACGCAUGCAAAAAGUAUUCUGAGGCAAUGAAAAGAUAAGAAGAUUUGUAUUUUUAUUGAUUCUUUUAAGUACUCGCCACUUAACUGAUAAGCGCAUGUAUUGGUUGUCUCGCCGCGUAGAAGGAAUUGCAGUAACCUGGUAGUAUUCGUCGAGUGACAGUGACAAUUUGAGGUGGGAAUCUUUGGGCACCAAACGAUUCGAUUACGAUUCAGAGGCUACAAUUCGAUUAUAAAUAGCUUAUUGAUGACACCCACCAACCCCCCAAACUAUUAGUUGCUUUUAAGGUUUCGUACAUUAGUUACAAAAAUUGUACAAAAAGCCUCUCAGGCUUAAAUAAACGACUAUUUCAGCAUCAAGUUAACAUUUCAAAACAGUAAAAUAUUCAAGUUCAAUGUUGUGAAUCAACUGUUAAAGUUGUUAAAAUUGCUCCCGUUAUUCCAUGAUUCCCUUCUGUCUACUUUCGACAUGUUAAAGUUUUAAAGUCGUUUUAAAGAUAGAUUCAAGUCAAGAUUUUGUCGAUUUAGGAGUGUUUUAGAUCAAAAGUUAAUUAGGUUCACUUAGAAGGUUAGCUACAACAGCCGUCUAGGGAGUCUCCUGCUUUAAGAUGGCGGCUGUUUACUUAGGCU
This is a messenger RNA of Corythoichthys intestinalis (scribbled pipefish), 5312 nucleotides long. It is a transcript of the gene xtbd1, whose product is annotated as CDKN2A interacting protein N-terminal like. Lineage: Eukaryota; Metazoa; Chordata; Actinopteri; Syngnathiformes; Syngnathidae. Bases 110 to 439 code for a protein of 109 amino acids. The transcript is spliced from 3 exons. The record is from RefSeq and is a predicted model, not a curated record.